AUGGCCAAGAGCCGCGGCGGCCAAGCAGCAGCAGCAGCCGGAGGAGGAGGCGUCGCGUUGGCCUCCGCGGCGGGGAUGGCGGCGCUGCCGCCGCCCGACGCGGCCUCGGAGGCGGCCGAGAUGGACGCGCAGCUGCGGCGGGACAGCGAGUCGCGCAGCUCGGUGGGCGGCGAGGAGCGGCGCGUCGACAAGUUCGGCUUCCUGGUGUCCGAGGACGACGCUCCUGCCAGGGAGGCCCUGCUCGAGGAGGUGCCACUGGAGAAGCUAAGGGAGAGGGAAUCCAAGUGGUUGGAUAUGCUCAACAACUGGGACAAGUGGAUGGCUAAGAAGCACAAAAAGAUCCGGCUGAGAUGCCAGAAGGGGAUCCCACCAUCUUUGCGGGGUCGGGCAUGGCAGUACCUCUCAGGAGGCAAAGUCAAGUUGGAGCAGAAUCCUGGCAAGUUUGAUGAGCUGGAUGAGGCCCCAGGGGAUCCCAAGUGGCUGGAUGUAAUUGAACGAGAUCUCCAUAGGCAGUUUCCAUUCCAUGAAAUGUUUGUUGCGCGUGGAGGCCACGGGCAACAAGACCUGUUCCGUGUCCUGAAGGCCUACACGCUGUACCGGCCGGAGGAGGGCUACUGCCAGGCUCAGGCUCCGAUUGCUGCCGUCUUGCUGAUGCAUAUGCCUGCAGAGCAAGCUUUCUGGUGCCUUGUGCAGAUCUGCGAGAAGUAUCUUCCUGGCUACUACAGCGAGAAGUUGGAGGCUAUCCAGCUGGACGGGGAGAUCCUCUUCUCACUGCUGAACAGGGUCUCACCUAUGGCUUACAAACACCUGAGCAAGCAGAAGAUCGACCCCAUCCUGUACAUGACAGAGUGGUUCAUGUGUGCGUUCUCCAGGACCUUGCCGUGGAGCUCUGUGUUACGUGUCUGGGAUAUGUUUUUCUGUGAAGGGGUUAAGAUCGUUUUCCGGGUGGGCCUCGUGCUGCUGAAACACACUCUGGGUUCUUCUGAGGAGCUCAAAUCGUGUCAGGGGCAGUAUGAGACUAUGGAGCGGCUGCGGGCACUGAACCCCAAGAUCAUGCAGGAGGCCUUCCUUGUGCAAGAGAUCAUAGAGUUGCCAGUGACUGAGCGCCACAUAGAGCGAGAGCACCUUAUCCAGCUGAAGAAAUGGAAGGAGACCCACGGGGAUUUGCAGUGCAAAUCCCCUCCGCGUUUCCACGGCGCCAAAGCCAUCAGUGACUCGGAGCCUUACCCCCGCAAGGCCUUGGAGCCCUCUCCCUCCAUCAUCCUCCCCCCUGACUCCGUGCCCUUGCCCAAGGGCCGCAAGAGCAAAUUGCCAAAGGGAGACAAGAAACGGGACCGAGGAAAGGGCCACCUGGCCAACGGGCCCAUCCCUGAAGAGAACGGGACUCAGAGUUCCCUGGAGCCGGAGCCCUCUUCCCUCCACCAGUCCAAGGAGAGCCUCAGUUCGCAGGAGAGCGAGGACACCUACCUGUAAACAUGACGGCUGCACA
Molecule: messenger RNA, 1489 nt
Organism: Euleptes europaea (tarantolino)
Lineage: Eukaryota; Metazoa; Chordata; Lepidosauria; Squamata; Sphaerodactylidae
Gene: TBC1D10A
Product: TBC1 domain family member 10A
Exons: 9
Coding region: 1-1473 (490 amino acids)
Source: RefSeq, a predicted model, not a curated record